GGGGCGAGCGGUGUCAGCGGCGGAGCCGGAUGCGGGCGGCACCGCGGCGGUCGCGGCCCUGGGGAUGGGCGGAGCCCCAGCCGCUAGUGCUGGUGGCCGCCGCUGCUGCCCCAGCUGGAGCCCGAGCCGCCACCUCUGCGUCCGCGCGGCGCUGCUUCCCAGGGCGGCGGUAUGCUGGGGAAAGGAGUAGUCGGCGGUGGCGGCGGCACCAAGGCCCCCAAGCCCUCCUUCGUGUCGUACGUACGCCCUGAGGAAAUUCACACAAACGAAAAGGAAGUAACAGAGAAGGAAGUAACUCUUCACUUGUUGCCAGGUGAACAGCUGCUUUGUGAAGCCAGCACAGUACUGAAGUAUGUCCAGGAAGAUUCCUGUCAGCAUGGCGUCUAUGGGAGGCUUGUCUGCACAGACUUCAAGAUUGCCUUCUUGGGCGAUGAUGAAUCUGCAUUGGAUAGUGAUGAAACUCAAUUUAAGAAUAAGGUUGUAGGAGAAAAUGACAUUACACUCCACUGUGUUGAUCAGAUUUAUGGAGUGUUUGAUGAGAAAAAGAAAACUCUCUUUGGACAACUGAAGAAAUACCCUGAGAAGCUCAUUAUCCACUGCAAAGACCUUCGAGUGUUCCAGUUUUGUCUGAGGUACACAAAGGAAGAGGAAGUCAAAAGGAUUGUCAGUGGCAUAAUUCAUCAUACCCAGGCUCCUAAACUGCUUAAACGAUUGUUUCUGUUUUCCUAUGCGACUGCUGCACAAAACAAUACAGUCACUGAUCCCAAGAACCAUACCAUAAUGUUUGACACACUUAAGGACUGGUGUUGGGAACUGGAACGGACCAAAGGCAACAUGAAAUACAAAGCAGUGAGUGUCAACGAAGGCUAUAAAGUCUGUGAGAGAUUGCCAGCAUACUUUGUUGUCCCCACCCCUCUUCCUGAAGAGAAUGUGCAGCGCUUUCAAGGUCAUGGCAUACCAAUAUGGUGUUGGUCCUGCCACAAUGGAAGUGCCCUUUUGAAAAUGUCAGCACUGCCCAAAGAACAGGAUGAUGGCAUUUUACAAAUCCAAAAGAGCUUCUUAGAUGGAGUUUACAAGACCAUCCACAGGCCACCCUAUGAAAUUGUUAAAACGGAAGACCUGUCAAGCAACUUCCUAUCCCUGCAGGAAAUCCAGACUGCAUACUCUAAAUUUAAACAGCUAUUUCUGAUAGAUAACAGUACUGAAUUUUGGGACACAGAUAUAAAAUGGUUUUCUCUGUUGGAAAGUAGCAGCUGGCUUGACAUAAUCAGACGUUGCCUGAAAAAAGCAAUAGAGAUUACAGAAUGUAUGGAAGCACAAAACAUGAAUGUUCUUCUUUUAGAGGAGAAUGCAUCCGACCUCUGCUGUCUCAUUUCCUCUCUGGUGCAACUGAUGAUGGACCCCCACUGCCGAACCAGAAUUGGUUUCCAGAGCCUCAUCCAAAAGGAGUGGGUCAUGGGUGGCCACUGUUUCUUGGAUCGCUGCAACCAUCUCCGCCAGAACGACAAAGAGGAGGUUCCUGUGUUCCUGCUUUUCCUAGAUUGUGUCUGGCAGCUGGUGCACCAGCAUCCCCCGGCAUUUGAAUUCACAGAGACUUACCUGACUGUUUUGUCAGAUAGCCUGUACAUACCUAUUUUUAGCACCUUCUUCUUCAAUUCACCUCAUCAAAAAGAUACUAACAUGGGUAGAGAAGGCCAGGAUACACAAAGCAAGCCUUUGAAUCUGCUCACCGUGUGGGAUUGGUCGGUGCAGUUUGAACCCAAAGCCCAGACAUUGCUCAAAAACCCUCUCUAUGUGGAAAAGCCGAAACUGGACAAAGGCCAACGGAAAGGAAUGCGCUUCAAACAUCAGCGACAACUUUCUUUGCCACUUACGCAAUCUAAGUCAUCUCCCAAAAGAGGAUUUUUCAGGGAAGAAACAGAUCAUUUGAUUAAAAACCUUCUGGGCAAGAGAAUUAGCAAACUUAUUAAUUCUUCUGAUGAGCUCCAAGACAACUUUCGAGAGUUCUAUGACAGCUGGCAUAGCAAGCCCACUGACUACCAUGGUUUGUUGUUACCGCAUAUUGAGGGGCCCGAAAUCAAAGUCUGGGCCCAGCGCUACCUGCGCUGGAUUCCAGAAGCCCAAAUCCUAGGUGGUAGCCGAGUGGCCACUAUGAGCAAACUCUUGGAAAUGAUAGAGGAAGUCCAGAGUUUACAAGAGAAGAUCGACGAGAGACACCACAGCCAGCAGGCCCCCCAGGCUGAGGCCCCCUGCCUGCUGAGGAACUCUGCCCGCCUGUCCUCUUUGUUUCCUUUCGCUCUGCUCCAGCGACAUUCUUCUAAGCCGGUCUUACCCACCAGUGGCUGGAAAGCUUUGGGAGAUGAAGACGAUUUGGCCAAACGAGAAGAUGAGUUCGUGGACCUAGGGGACGUGUGACCUGUUUAUUGAGUGACUGUGAAAGAAGAAUGUGGGAGAUUGGGACAGCUGAUCCCCGGAUUCAUGUCACGCAGCAGCUAAUGCUGGCCGGGUCCUUAGCCCGGCACUCCGUUGGAGUAAAGCUGGGCCUUCGGGAGAAGAGGUGGCUCUCAUUAUCGUUUCAUGGUUCUAAAAGACUAUGCAAUUGAAACUGCAUCUGUAGUAUUAUUAAUUGGAAGGAAUUAUUACUUGACCCGUGAUAGGGUUGUGGCCGUUUUCUGAUGCCUAAGUAUUAUACAGAGCGUGCAAUGGCCAGUUUACCAGAAAGGGCUUCAGUAAGAUAUUCUUGGACUUGAUACUUUCUUCAGACCCUCUUUGUGCCAAGAUAAUUUAUCCAGUCAUUGGAAAUAGUAAGUUUCUGUGUAACCCAUCUCAAUUACAGAAGCAAGUUCAGCUUUACAUAUUUGUAUGGCGAGUUGAAGAUUCAGAUAGAGGUAUUAAGAUGUGUGGCAUUUACUUAAACCAUCACAUUUUUUCUUUCUAUGCCCCUUUGCCUGUAAAACACCUGGGAAGUUCCACUGGUGUCAUCCAUCCUGAUGCUUUGCCUGUGGGUGGGGGCUAGUCAGCCACCACCCUCUUUUCUGUGCUGCCAGCCCCAGGUCUUCUUCCGCCUGCUCCACACCACUCGCCGCUGUCCCUCUGCACUCCCUGCCUUGGUGCGCGUAGUCCCAGUGUCUCAUUGCCAAACCUCUUGGUUAUGCUGUGGGGAUCUGUUUCUUUGCCUGACAUCCUUCCUGAGGAGCUUCCAUUCCUCUGGAGUCUCUCGUUGUUUGGAACAAAUCGCUUCGCCUUUUUCUACUUGCCUGCUGAGGAUUUGGAGCACUUGUGAUUGCGGUUUUCUGCCGCAACCCCUGAGCCAAGUUCCUCACAUUCUUUCACCUUUAUGGACUGAUGGGAUUGGGUCACUUUUGAAUGUGGCUUUCAUAGGAAAGCAGUUU
Molecule: messenger RNA, 3392 nt
Organism: Cercocebus atys (sooty mangabey)
Lineage: Eukaryota; Metazoa; Chordata; Mammalia; Primates; Cercopithecidae
Gene: MTMR12
Product: myotubularin related protein 12
Exons: 16
Coding region: 172-2415 (747 amino acids)
Source: RefSeq, a predicted model, not a curated record